AGAGAGAGAGAGAGAGAGAGAGAGAGAGAGAGAGAGAGAGAGAGAGAGAGAGAGAGAGAGAGAGAGAUUGGUUCAUGACUUCAUAUCAAUAUCGAUUGGACACAAAUCGGGGAAGUGAAAACAAAUAUUAUUUAAGCAACGUUAUUCAUUAAUGGAGUAUUAAUUACAUUAUCGUCGACUACUGUAUCUUCGUUUGUCUUAUAAGAUAUCUUUAAAAAAAACUCAUAAGCGUAGUCAAAUACCCUCUUAAUCGACUUAUUAAUGCGCUAUUAUUUACUCAAUUAACUACAACUACUUAAUAUUAUCAUAACAGGCCAUCCAUAAAAGAAAAAGUACUAAGGAAUUCGACCACCAUACUUUUAUUUUUACUUUUUCUAAUCUUUUUUCCAUAUAGAAUGACUUAAAAGUUGAAAGUGAAUUCUUGCCUAUUGAGAUAGCUUACUUCAUUAUUUGCCGGCAGUUUUCUUAAACAACAAUUAAGCUGUUCUGAUUAUUCAAAAAAAAAAAAAAAAAGAAGUAGUAAAGCUGAUGGUUUCAUCUGAACAUGAAGCGUACGACAACUUGGUGCGAAAAAAACUCGAAGCUCCAAUGCCAUGGAUAGGCCUGUAUGUUGCAGCAGCCACUGCUCUCUGCACAUUGGCAAUGGCAGCAGACGCAUUGAGAGGCUUUCGAAGCAGAAGGUUUUGGUUCCCGUGUAAGUACUUCUCUCUCAAUGCUUUUUCUCUUACACUGUUAGCCGUGGCGAUGAAACUUCCCGUUGAUCUUACUAAUUUCGUGGUUGGAGUUAACGACCAAAUCGCCGGAGUUAGCAGCCUUGUUCUCAUGUCGACCGCUAUGGCUAAUUUCACGACAUCUUUGGGGUCCAUGACCAAUGAUGAGAUUGCAGUAAACUUGGCUGCUCUAUCCAUUCUUGUUAUUACAAUCACGGGGAAUGUCUGCAUCCACAUUGUCCAGACGAGGCAUUUUCUUUUUGUGCGCGAUAUAUUGGCUGAAGAAGUCGGAUCCACUUUAGCCAUGCUUCUUCUUCUUUUGAUAUUAUGCUCUUCGGCUGUGAUGGUCCCCACUGCCAAACGGUACAUAGACUUGGCGUGCCGUGAGAUGCGCAGGCGAGUCGUCAUUUCGAAUAACAAGAAAGUGGAGUGGGGAGAAUUCAGUGUCGGUGAGCUCAGAGUAGCUGUGAGAAGAUAUUGGGUUAUGGCAGAAACGGGGAGCUCCCAAUUCGUCAUCGCACGCUCCGUGGGGUCCGUUUUUUCGGGAUUGGUGUGCCUGUUGAUGGGUCUAACUCUUCUAGAAGCUCAUAUUCGAAUGCCUCUUGUGUACGAUAAUUUCGUACGGACUCAUUCUAGUUACAAGUGGUCGGUUAAUUGGAUUCUUGUGGUCCAGGCUAUUGGAGUGGCGUUGGGUACUAUUGCUCCUCUUAUGAGAUGGUUCAUUGCUGCCCGAUUCAAGAGCUUCGAAAUGGGUCGUAAAAGUUUCGAAGACGAAUUUAAAGUCGAGAGUUAUUGGACUCAAGUUCUGGUCGAUUGGAGAGAGAGCCCCGUGCCUUUACAAAUCGGAUCCCACAAAUUCAAGAAGCUUCUUCAUGAUGUGAAAGGAUUGCUUCUGAAUUUCUGCAUUGGAGUUCAGAUUGCGAUUGUUCUUUCCAGCAAACUAGUUCUACUCCUUUCGGCUACCUUUUUGAACGGACUUUUAUUUAUCAAGAAUCGAAAGGCGUGUUGUUGUUUCAAAGAAUCAAGAACUGGAACGGGGUCGUUGGAUUAUAGCAGUUAUGUGCUGCUGCUUGAGGGAGAGUCGAAGCUGCCUCAGAAGACGCUGACGAACAUAUGCAAUGAGGCGGAUAAGUUGAUCCAAAUAGGUCGAAAGAAGCAGUCCAAGAACCUCGUCGAACUUGUAAAGAAAUCUGUCAACUUCAACGGUGUGAGAGAAUUCGACUCCGAUGAAGUUCCGAUCUUGCAAUAUCAUCAAGAACCUCCAAACUGCUGGUCUCUGCCAGUUGUUACGUUAACAAGCAUCGCAAUCUCACUCCCCAACGUCUCGGAUCGUAAGCGUAAUUUUCUAUUGAGUUCUGCGAGCAGAGGCCUCUACUUUGUGAAGCUCGUAGAGAAAUCUCUCGAUAGAAACGGAGAUUCGGCAAUCAUUCGUCAUGCAGCAGAUGUGGUUUGGGUGGGAGUUGAAUUAUCUAAGAAAUGGCAGGAUAAGGAUCUCCAGAGUGCAAGUCUCGGAGGUGGGUCCCACAAGGAGACACUGCAAAACCUUUCGGACACUGCUGAAAAGAUUGUUAUAGAUUUCACGACCGAAACGAAAGAUCCUCUGAUGAUGCAGAACCCUCUCAACUGGCCUGUUAAAGUUAUAGCUGCUCGUUCAAUGUACCGAAUAACUCAAACGAUCAUGCUAGCGCACAAAGACGACCAUAGCCUAACGAACGAGGAGCUGUUCGAGAGAUUAUCAGUAAUGAUUUCAGACAUAUUUGCAGCUUGCCUCACCAAUUUAGUGUCGGUCAUAAUCUUGAAAUGCCACAGCAAUGCUAUCGAAGAAAGGGAGGAAAGUGUCAGGCAAGCAGCGAUUCUUUUAGGUGAGAGUGAAGAGAUCCUUGAAAUUCUAGAGAAGCGCGAACUUCCGAGAUUGGAUCCAAAAAAAGCAGGUGAUAUUGAAGAGUGGAGGGCGUUUAUGGAAUUGAAUCCACCAGCAUCUGUCUCGGCCUCGAGCAACAACGGCACAGCAAAUCCACAAUCCAAUGUUGAGCAAGUUUCAGUUGAAAUACGGGGCUGAUUAUUUUGCAAGAAGACGCAGCAUUUUACGAAAUCUUGAUACUGAAAACAGGUAUUGUUAGCCCUUGCAUUAUCAUUUUUUAGUUUGUAUUAUGGUACUAUUUUCUGCAUUUUACCCUAGUGUUCUGUAUAAUAAAAAUGGUUUGUUG
Molecule: messenger RNA, 2917 nt
Organism: Erythranthe guttata (spotted monkey flower)
Lineage: Eukaryota; Viridiplantae; Streptophyta; Magnoliopsida; Lamiales; Phrymaceae
Source: RefSeq, a predicted model, not a curated record